Plodia interpunctella (Indianmeal moth) is the source of this 6569-nucleotide messenger RNA. RefSeq lists its product as uncharacterized. Lineage: Eukaryota; Metazoa; Arthropoda; Insecta; Lepidoptera; Pyralidae. Bases 386 to 3793 code for a protein of 1135 amino acids. The transcript is spliced from 9 exons. Gene Ontology annotation, biological process: positive regulation of protein tyrosine kinase activity; neuromuscular junction development. The record is from RefSeq and is a predicted model, not a curated record. Gene Ontology annotation, molecular function: protein kinase binding.
GUGAGUGCACGUGUGGAGGGUGGCGAUUUUUACCUACGAUUUUCGCGAUUUGCAUAGUGCAUGCGUGAGUUUAAACUUUGUGCGUUCAGAUAUAUUUGUAGUUGUCUGAAAAGAGAUCUAUGUGACUCGUGUCUUAUGAUACUGUUCAAUGAUUUUUAGAGUAAAACACUAAAAAUAGUGUGUGUUAUUCGGUUCGGGUGAUAACUGUGUUUCUUAACAUCUUAUUAAAUGAUUAUUCGUACUUUAGUUGUUAAUAAGUGAUAAUAAAUUACCUAAGUGAAGUGUCUUAGUUACAUUUAAGUGGAAAGUGACUUAGUUGGUAUUUUCUUCCUAUAUUAAGACAGAUGCUAAAAAUGGAGCUACGCAUCGGCUGAAGUUAUCAAAGAUGGAGCGGAGGGAGGACAUACACCGGCAUGGUUGCAGCAUCGCAAAGCAGACAAUCUUGACGACCCAUCCCAGUGGAUUACAGACCAGAGUAUCAGUGGAACUGGCGAAUUUCGACGCCCUGUGCGUACAUUCUGAAUGUACUACUAAAUCUAAAAGACCAAUGUGGGAAGGUAGUCCGUUUCUAACCAGACGCAUCAUAGGAGGCGUGUCAGCGCACGGGACGCCCGUGCUAGGGAGACGUAGUGAUGUGGUGAACGAGGGGAGGUUGUCGCAGCAAUGUACGCCGGUGAUGAGGCGAAGGGAGGUGGAGAGUCCGGGAGGAUCUCCCCUACCGGGAAGGAGGUGUGAGGAGGAGUUGGAGAGUGACGUGGACAACAGCGUGAUUAGCGGAUGGCUGAAGUUCCGGGACAACAAAAGGUGGAAGUCGCGGUGGGGAGUCGUCACGAAGCUGUCGCCGGCUGCAGAUUGCCUCCACCUGCAACUCUACCGAGAUCCGAAAGACCGCUUCAAAAAAGGACAGACUAAAGCAUCUCUCUCGCUCCAACACUUCCUCGGCUUCGAGUCCGGGUUUACGCUAGACAAGGAGUCUAACACCAUUGCAAUAAUAUGCCAGGACGUGACUGUGGUACUCGCGUUUGAGACCAGAGAGAGGCUGAUAGCAUGGCAAGUCAAGGUCGGGGGACAGCUCGGCACUUCCAAGGAGUUCUUGGUGAUGAUCGGCAGUGGAGGCUCGAAGAAAUUGCCAGCAGGGCCGGCCAGGUUGCAUCUGCAAGGGAGGCGGUUUGCGUUGACUUGUGGUGUGCCGCCGCGCUUGCUUGGUCUAUGGGAACUGGCUCAUUUGAGACGGUACGGUGUGGUGGAAGGAAGGUUUUGUUUCGAAGGCGGCUCGCACUGCGGGAAAGGCGAAGGACUACACAUGCUCAUCACGGACCAGGCGCAAGACAUCACGGACGCAUUCGACGCCGCAGCCCACGGAAACUUGUCGUUGCAGCGACCUUCUGCUUCGAGAAAAGGAGCAGAAAAAGGAUUUAAAUCACGGCCAAAUACUCGACUCUCUGAUUUCAACACAAUCGACCAAUCACUUCCUGAUACAUCAAGUGGUCUGUAUGAAGAAAAUUUCUUUGGAGAGGAUUGUGGUGGAGUGUCACCAUACUGGCCAUCAGAUGAAAGAAGAUACGAUGACAAUGACUUUAGAUCAAAUGACGUAGAUUGCCCUAAACCGAUGUGGAGUGGAGCUGACCAUGUGACAUUAGAACGAUGUAAUAACUGUCUCACUAAACUUGGGGCUAUAUCCAGAUCGUCGACUGUAGCUCUUACUCCUGGAACUAAUUUCAACCCAGCAUGGACGAUGGAUCCAGUACCUGAAAGUAAUUCAGAUAAUUCAUCACACAGCACAGAGUAUUUGAGUCCAAAGGCUAUCCAAAGAACAUUAGGAGGAUGUCACUGUGGUAAACCUCCAUUACGACCUCCAAAACCUUCACAUCUAGAUCAAAAGAAUCAAUCCUUUCAAAAACCAGCAGCCCCAUUACCAACGUCUCGUAGCUGCACUUGUCCAGUCAAUGAUAAUAUUCAUGUCAACAAUCCUAAAGUUGGACCUUACGAAAAUUACGACGUUCCUAAAUCAGCUCUUGUCGAGGUUGAUAAUUCUGAGUAUUAUGAUACACCAAAACGAAUAAAAGAAGCGAUAUCAGAUGACCUUUUUCAAGUUACCAAUAAUUCUGCACCCGGAGCACUUGUGCUAAAGAAGAAUUGUGGUUGUAUACUAAAGUUUGGAUCUAAAAAGAAACCUGUCAUAGUAGAAUGUGAAGAAAAUCUACAGCCAGUUGAAUGUCCGUGCCAAAAAGUUACGAAUUGGGCAAAUAGUCUAAUAAGUCUUCCUUAUUGCAAGAGACCCACAGGCAAUGAAGUAAACACAGAGGUUUUAACGAGUCAAAAAUCAAAUGAGAUGGCUUUGUACGCUACAGUAGAUGUGUCUAGAAAAACGAAUAGACAAAGUUGUUCAACGAUAGACAAAGAAUCUAUAAUCCCAGAUCAAGGAUACACGAAUUAUCAGAAUAUAGAACCUAAACAUGAAAAAGAGUUUGAGGGUCCUUAUGCAAAUUAUGAAAACUUAGAGUUUGCAUUAUCAUUAGAAUAUUAUGAAAAUGCAAAGGACCUGCUAAAGAAAGCUGGUGUAACUCAAACCGAACUUGAUGCAUUAAGUGCAAACAUUGAGAUGGCAACUACUGUCCUGCCUAAAAAGUCUAGAGCCUGUUCUAAAUGUUGCCAUUCCCAAAUAAGUAACAAUGUAGUACAAGACGGUUGUAGAAAUAAAGGCGACGAAUACUUACUUAUGGAACCGACUAAUGAAAUAAAACGUGAGCCUUGUAUUAAAACUCUUGGACCUAAUCCUGGAUACACGCCCAUGUCCCCAAAUCCUAACUGGUCACAAAGUUUGAAACAUCCACUUCACAAAAUACAUCGCGCGGAAAUAGAAAAGUCACAAAGUAUACCCACAUUGAAUGGCAGUGGAAUUAGAUCUACUGUAAAUAGCCUGAUUGGAAACAACAAUAAGGAAGCGUUGCAAAAACGAUCUAGUUCUGUAGAUUCUGGAAGAUUAUUGGAAGAUCUUAAAGAGUUUGACAGCAGUAUCGGAAGUCACGCGACAUCGUCGUCUUUAGAAACCUUGCGGAAUUUGGCGAUAGAAAAUAGGAGAUCGUCUUCACCAUGUGAUAACGAAAGAGAAUGCUACGAUUGUUGCAAGUCUUCAGGAUCUGAUAAUAAAACUUCUGAAGAAAGUUCAUCGAAAGAAGUUCCUCACUUGAGAAAUAAGCACAUGGAUAACGCUCAGAUAAAAAGGUCUUCGAGCGUUCCUUGCAAAUCUGGUGGAAACAGAGACUCAUCUAGUUCUAAUGACUCUGGAGUAUCAAGUUGUUCAUUAAAACAUGGGGGCGGCGUAGAGUACAAUGAGUUUGAAUUGCCACUAACUUCAGGUCAAUCUCGGUAUCAGUACAUGAUGCAUAGGAGGAUGAGAGGAAAUCUGUCAGGGUGUCUUCACUCAUCUUUACCAAGAAAAUCAAAAUCUUCGGAUCCAUUGCGAGACAGAUCCAUGCAAGUGCAUAGAGCUAAUGUACCAGCAAAAUCUUCGUCUGCUGAAGCCGAAGUUCCUGUAUUGCCUCCAAAGCAAUUCAAAGGAGUUAUGGAUACUCAUAGCACGUCAAGUGGCACGUCAGACAUGUCGGAUUACAUCGAGACGCUUUCAUUAACGUCUUCACACUCUUCGUCAGAAACUGGAGUGAGGUUACCUCGUCAGCCCACCAGUACACUCAGGCCACGGUCCGGCAAGGAGUAUUACAACCUGGACCCAAUCCUCACAUCCAUGUACAAAAGCGGGAAGGAGCUAGCCAACUAUACGAACAUACCUUAGACUAUGUUUGCUUAUACGAGUAGUCAUAUAAUAUAUUUAGACUUGGUACGGACAGGAACGUGGUAAUGAUAUUUUGUUCAAUAAAUUAAUAUUCAUCGAGCACAGUACGCUACUAAAAUCUAUGAUAGGAGCAACGUAGCUAUGCAGGUCUGAUUUAUUUAUUUUAUUUUAUUUUAUUUAUAACACAAUUGCAGCUCAUUAAGCUGAUGCGUGCGUAUCUUGAAUUUACUACAAAUAAAAAUAAUAAACAAAUGAAAAUCGUUACUAAACCUUAACGAUAUUGUGUAAAUUUAUUGUAUAAAAUUCUAAUAGUAAAACUUUAGAAAAGACAUUUCGAAGUCUCUUUUCAGACAUAAAAUAAGAAUAUUUUUUAAACCAUUUCAAUCGUAGUGAAAGGUUUGACAGUACAUAUUUAUAUUCUAAAGUAAUUUUAAGGUGAACAGCAUGACAGAUUUACACUAAAUUCAUGAGAAACUGAGCAGUGCAAUAAUUUCAUAAUCUUAUUUGAUAGAAUAACUUAGUGGGUUUUAGUGUAACUUUGUUUUUAUUGAUAUAUAUGUAUUUUUAAUAUACUCGUAUGUAGUAUACAUUAAUCCAAUUUUAAAAUAAUUUUGACAUUUAAUGACUUCGAAAUUUAAUUUUCAACAUUUUGACAUUCAUCGACUUUGACAUAAACGAUGACGCAACUAUUUUGUGGCUCAAAAUUUUGUUUACGCGAUCCAAUUGAAUUUUGAUAUUGUAAAAAUACUUUUACAUUUUACUCUCAUAAAGCAAAGACUGAACUUUUUUACUGUUAUUUAUUAUUUACUUUCAAUCUAGUCACAUCACCAGUUGGAAUUGUAUCAUAAUAAUUAAGUUGUCUCAGUAUUAAUUAGUUUGUAAUGUUGUACAAAAAAGUAUUAUUAUACAACGACGGAGCAUUAUAGUGUUUAUGUAAAAAUAUUUUAUACGGUAUCCUAACCAGUGUUUGUAUUGUACAUUUUAUAAUAACCCAGCAAUAAGUGAUGUUUCCUGUUUAGUGGUAGUAUCUGAAUGUAGAGUGAUCGGCGUCAAGUGAGUUUACACGAUGUGAGAGCUAAGUGUUUAGUUUAACAGAUAAGCAAACAAAAUAUUGUUUAUAUCUGAAAAUGUAAAAUUUGUUACGCAGUCACGCGUAAUCGAAAAAAGAAAACGUAUUUCGAUGAAACUUGGCAAAUGGAUAGAAUUUUAUUACAAAAUUCGUUCGAAUGGUCCGAAUGAGAAAUUUGAUUCGUGUGGCAGAAAAAAGAUAGGUAUAGUGAAAUAGUAAAAAAAAGCAAGACAGAUAAUAAGUACGCAAGCAGGUUUAAAUUGGAUUAAAUCAGGAGGUUUAAAAUAGAUUCACUAAACUCUUAGCUGUUUACUUCAUGUAAACAAAGCACAAAAUGAACCCGCUAUCAGAAUCACACAAAUUAAGCAUGAAAUAAAUUGCACUGAAUGGGUUUAACAUCCGGAAAAUAUUGUUGGCAUAAUUUGUGUGAUUAGAGCGAUGCGGGAUGCGAUUCAUGAUGAGUCGAGGCAAAAUGAGACUUAGCUCAAUAUACAUUGAAUAUAAAUUUCAACAAUAUAGUUAAUAAAAAAAAAACAAUAUAUCAUCGAACUCGAAUGACACCGAGCAGCUAAUGAAGCUCAACUCACAGAUACACGAGUAUCACAAUAGAUAUCUCAUUUUAACAAAAUGUAAUUAUGACAAUUACACUGAAAUACAUAUACGGUAUCUAACUAUGUGUAUGUCUGUCUGUAAUACCGAUGGGAUAACAAGCACCAAAGUAUUGAAUACAGCAAUGAAUGAAUACGAUUGCAAAUUCGAUUGAGAGUCUCAAUUCGCCUCGCAAAUACCCUGGCAUCCUAGGUGAGCGAUGGAAUGCUGAACAUUGUGCGUAUUUUAUUGCAUACAAUAUGAGUAAGUAUGUUUGUAUACCAUGUGGCUUUUUAAACUAGAGUUAAAUUUUUACACAAAAAUUGUAUGACGAAAAAGGACAGUUUUCCAUUGAAAUCCGUAGCUUCAACCUUCAGACUUGGUAUCGAAAGCCAAUUUAUAGCCAUUUUUUACCAUUUUUUUUAGAAGAUGUUGUAUGCCAAAGUCAUUUCCACGCACUUUUCCACGCUUUUGCACUUUUAUAUUAUAUGGUAAUAUCUCAAAAAUCUACGAACUACUUACUGCGCCAAGUAUAAUUCUACAAAGUACCUAUUUUGAUAAAAUUGUCAAAAUUGCUGCUAUUAAAAAUGCCACAUACAUUUGAUAGGCAGUUCGCGCCGCGUCGCGCUGCCAUGCCUUGUCGCUCAUGUAGGACCCCGGGUAAGGAGUGCAAUAUGCUGGCUUUAUACUCUGUGCAGACAUUCCAUUUCAUGAUUGCUUGCGGAAAUGUAUGCAAAAUAAAUUAUUAUCACACCCAAUUUAUAGAAUAUACGAAAUAUCUUAGUACGAAUACAUAUCGAAUGCGAAUUAUAAAACCUUUCGAUAAUAAAUAUUUCUAAGUGACAAUUGAUUAAUUUAGUAACUAGUUGAAACCUUUUUCUAUUGAAAUAAAAAAAAUAAGAGUGGGUUGCACCAACGUGGACGCUAAGUCUAACCUGUGCAGAAAAACGCAAACUAAUGUCAAAGUUGACUGCUGCAACUCACCCUAAGAUUCUAGCCGCAAAAUGUGAAGUCAUGAUAUAGAAUGUCUGUUUGUUUGUACCAUUGUAUCGUAGUAUUACGCUAGUGUGUACCUAUCCGAUGCCGGUGUCCCGAUAUACCUAUGUAUACCUUUAUCGA